This is a messenger RNA of Linum trigynum, 12225 nucleotides long. The record is from the annotation of a GenBank genome assembly. Lineage: Eukaryota; Viridiplantae; Streptophyta; Magnoliopsida; Malpighiales; Linaceae.
CUUCGCACAAUAAUAUAUGUAGAUCAAUAAUUUAUUUGAAAAAAAUAAUAUUUCAUCUCUCUGUUCAUUUCUUUAAUUUAGGAAAAAUCUAAAUCAUCCACUACUAUAAUCCCUACCGUUCAUUCGUCUCCAAAUAAAUGAAUAUCCUAUACCUAACUCUCUAAUUCCUCUCUCGGCCAAAUGGAGCCUUUUAAUCUUCCUUCUCAUCACCGCCUCCUCUUAUUUCUGCUUCUCUUCUUUUGGGGUCUUCUUUUGGGGACUUUAAAUCUUCUUUUUAGUUCGUGCCUUUUCAUUUGAGGCAAAUAGUGCAGUGAUUGACUACAAGGAAGAGGGCGAAUGGCAAGUUAUUCGGGUGACCGUAUGGGAAUGGCGGCGUUGAUGGAGAUAAGAUGUUAUUGACCCAUAUCGCACAACCCCGAUCAAGCCUGGUCUGCGUCUUUGGCAUGUGUCGCCAGUCACUAAUCUCGCUCUCAUUCAAGAUCCAGAUUGUACAAGUCUCCAGAGAAUAGAUUUACCUCUUUACGGUGGGUUAAUCAUUUUAGUAGAUUUGAGAUUUGUGUAGAUCUAGUCUCUGAUUUUUUGGAUGUUUUUUUUUUAUUUUUGGAUUCUUAGAUUUUGAUGAGGUGCUAGCAGCUCAACAACAUUUCCUUCUCCUCCCUCAUAUGUAGCCAUCACCGGCGCCACCGGAUCCAGAUCGUCGUUUGUACUCUUCUUCACCUUCCUACAUCAAGGUGGCGAAUCUCCUCAGAUAUUUGCAGUAACAAUCAACGUUGAUCGAGUCUCUGACACCGACACCCCAUCCUUCGUCGUUGGAUUCCUCUUCUCGUCUUAGCAGUCGACUAUGUCACGAGAGAGGAAGAACAAUGGCGUGGAGGAGAUGAUUAGCUUAGUUAAUGUAGUAGAAGCAAUGUAUUCUUUAUGUAUUGGUUGUAUUUAUGUUUUUAUGAGCAAUGUAUUCAUGUAUUUUAAAAAUAAGUGUUAGCGAACUAACCACUUGGCCCCAAUAACUCGAGUUGUUGGGAACGGGAUAGUUAAGCCUUUUAACCUCUUAUACGCCCCUUCAAACGAAAGCCAAUGCCGAAUUGUGGAUUUUUUUACGGUUUGCACAGGUUGAACCCUUGUGCUGCCAAACCACGAGGCUUUAGUUUGCACAGGUUGGACAUACCAUUCCUUGUGCUAAACGAAUUGGCAUGAAAUGGGGGUCGUUAUGAGGAUUCGAAACCAUGACCUUUUGGUUCUUGGCUUUGAUACCAUGUUAGCGAACUAACCACCUGUUAGCGAACUAACCACUUGACCCCAAUAACUCGAGUUGUUGGAAAAGGGAUAGUUAAGCCUUUUUAACCUCUUAUACGCCCCCUCAAACGAAAGCCUACCUUUGUCGGGGUUUUUUUAUACGUUUUGCACAGGUUGAACGUCUCAUUCCUAGUGCUGCCAAACCCAUUAGGCUUUCAGUUUGUACAGGUUGGACAUACCAUUCCUUGUACUAAACCAUUGUUUGCUUAAAUUGGGGGUCGUCAUGAGGAUUCGAAACCAUGACCUUUCGGUUCUAGGCUCUAAUACCAUGUUAGCGAACUAACCACUUGGCCCCAAUAACUCGAGUUGUUGGGAAAGGGAUAGUUAAGCCUUUUAACCUCUUAUAAUAAGUGUAAUAAAAAUUUAUUAAUAAAAUUUGAAUUGUUGUUUGUCUUUAUAAAAUUGAAUGGUGUGGGUGCUCUUUAUAUUCCACGAAAGAAAAUUGUCAACUCGAAAGCAAAUUAAAAUUGAAUCAAAAUGAUGAAAGUUGAAUUAGGAUAGAAGCAAAAUUAUUUGCUUUCAAAACAAAUAUUAAUGUUACGAUAAGGUAUUCUAAACACAAAUAUAAUUGUCUUCAAAUCUAGUAAUAGGAACAAAAACAUUUCUCUCUAAAACCAAAUAAGAAUAUGAAAAUAGGGUUUUAAAGUGGAAUUGCAAUAAAAAAAAUUGACUGACAUUCCUCAAUUACAAACAAAUAUUAUUUGCAUAUGUAUUUGCUUCUAAAAAGAAUUAGAGACAGAGGCGUCCAAUUUAGAUAAACUAUUUGCUUCCAAAGAUAUAUAGAAACAAAUAAAUGGGUUUUAGACGCAAAUAACCUCUGCAUCUAUAGCCAUGUUUUCUUGUAGUGCAGCUUUUUCUGAUAAAUAGCUCUAUUAAUUAAAAUGAUAGAAAGAAAAGAAAUACAAAGCAUGCAAUCUGCUGUAGAAACUCCAAAUACAAACAAAAGAAACAGGCAAGCAACAUAUGUCUGGAAACACGAGCAAAUAAUAACUUUUCCAAUACCCCUACCACUAUGAAAUCCUACCAAAUCAGUCCUAAUCACUCUGCUACACUAAUCACACAAAUGGCAUACAACCCUGUUACUUUGUAUCUCUUCAAUCUAUAUAAGUGAAUCGUCAUGUAACAUCUCCAUUAUCAUUAUUCUUAUUUGCUAACACAAGAAGGCAAGAUAGAAAAUGCUAGAGUAACAUUAAACGAUCUUUUCAAAAUAAUGGACCAUGGUUCCCCGGUAACGGCGCCAAAAACUUGAAUCACCACAGAUACACCGCGAAUUAAUCCCGACUAGAGCUCAAGAAUAAACUCUAUUUGGGUGCAAUAUAGAGCGAGUAUGUUUUAAUUGUCAAACCCGAGCGGAUCCAUGUACCCCUACUUCAAUCGCUUAGUUUUUAUCUAGCAAAAGUUUUUGGGUUUAGAACUAAGAAGCCUACAAAUGAAUACAAGCAAGUAAAGUAAAUCGAGGUUGUCCCAAUGAGAUAAGAGUUCACCCGGGUAUUGCUCCCCCUAGCUAAAAAUUACGACUUGUUAGAUCGAAUGGUCGUGUGUGGUGAGGGGGUUGUAAACGGUAGGGAAGUGCAACAAGUAGCCAAGUGCAUUAACCUAGAUAGGAGACAAUGGAUUGCCUAAGAAAACCAAGUAUUCAAGCUUUUUCAAAGAAAGGAAGGGGGUUUUCUCUCUACCUAGGUUAGAAUGGCAAUUAGAUUGAUAGGCUUUCACACAACACAAUCAUUCAUGAAUAAUACCUCACAUUCACAUUAAAAAAAAUGACACACAAAUCAUUCAAUCCAUACAAACAUUCACAUAAUUGUAGCUAGGGUAAAAUACCCAAGUAAAUAGGUAGGCUAUUCCAUAGCUAGGCAAAGGAAAACAAGGAAAAGGAGAGAAAGAACCAUGAAGAGAUGAAAAUCUUUCCUCCUUGUUGCUUGAAUCUCCCUUGAGAAGAAGAAACCUUCACUCCUCUAGCUUGAAAUGAGCCCAAUCUCCUUCUUCCUCCUUUGAAAGACCCUUUUCUCUCUCUAGAAUAGGGAGAGGGAACCCUAAUCUCUCACUAGAAACCCUCCUUUAUUCUGAAACUAAAACCCUAGAAAAAGCUCCCCAUCUCACUUCCCUUUUAUACCCAGAUCGGGCUUAGAUCACAGUCCCAGUUCACGGUCGUGAACUGAAAGCACGGAUUGUGAUCUCAUGGCAAACGCGCCGCAUCACUUAGUCGAGUUCACGGGCAAUGGCCAGAGUUCACAGUCUUACAACCGUGAACUGACUUGAGUCCAAUGAGACUGAAAUCUGCUCUGGACCCUCCACACUUCACGAUUUUCACUUUUUCACGCUUUUCGACUCCCAAUCGACCCGAAACUUGUCUUCAACCUUCCCACACGUGCUAGGACCUGAAAUAUAACAAAACAAGCACAACCUAGCGUAAAAUAGGUCGAGAGACGAUGAAAUGCAAAGUUAAGCUAUCAAGUAAUGAGGGUAAAAAUGUGUGCAUUUAGACCCGAAUCACAUCAACCGAUACUUUCACUAAUGUUCCGACUUUUGCUCAGUUCUGCAACUAAAUACUUGAAGCACUCCCUUGCGCAAAAUGGAGAGUUGAAAUUCUAGUCCUGUCAGUAUGGAUCUAUGAACUAUAUAACCUAACCAAAUCAUUAAGUUGAUUAUAUUGGUUUAAUGUUGAGUAGGAUAAUCAAAGGCUAUUUUCAUGAACACAUUGGUAUAGUUAUGGUCUGUGGCACAAAACUUGGAAACUCUUAAGAAACAGAUUUAGUGGAAUCAAGUAAAGUUUUCUAACCUAGUUUUUAGUAAAUGUAAUAGCUUCAAACAACAAGAGAAUACCUCCCUUGAACAUAUCUCUAAGCUUUAGUCCACCAUCAAUCAAUAAAAUGCUCGUUAUGCAACCUCUGACCCAAACCUAAAUGACCCAAAUGAGCAACCUCUGGAUUUGAAGGAAGAUAAUAGUGUCACACCUUUUUGAUUUGACAAGAGAUGGCGGUUUAUCGAUUGCCAUACUCAAAUCGUGUAGAAGAUUUGGGAAGAGGAAGGGGACAUGAGCUCAAAGUUACAGAGUUGUGGUAAUGAGCUAAGUGUUUAGGCUAAGGAAGAUCGACGAACUAAAGUCAAGAGGGAGACUAAGAUCAAGACGAGGCUUCUCCAGCUACAGGUUGUGGAUGGAGAGGGCUCGCUUAGGGAUGGACAAAUGUUGCUUACUAAGGAACUACAUGUUCUUUGGGAAAAGGAAGAUGAAUUCCGGGCACAGACAUCCAGAUUGAAUUGGUUAUAAGAAGGUGACCAGAACUCAUCUUUCUUUCAUGUCUCAACUAUUAAAAGGAGAAAUAAAACCGCAUUCUGAGACUUAAGAAUGAUCAAGGAGAUUGGAUUGAUGAUCAUGCAACUCUUAGAGGCCUUGCUUCGAGCUUCUACCAGGAUUUGUUUACAGAUAAAGACCUUUCCUCCCUCUAUUUCAACCUUGAAGGUUUUCCUAGAAUGGUGAGUCCAUAAAUGAAUGUCUCACUCAUUGCGCCCUUGACUAAUGAUGAGAUUCGUAGAGCAGUUUCUGAUUUGGCAUCGUAUAAAGCGAUAGGAUCUGACGGUUUUCCAGGCUUGUUUUUCAGACGUUACUGGGAGUUAUGUGAGAAGCAGUUCUUCGAAGAAAUCAAUUGCUUCUUCAUGGAUGGCAUUUUGCAGCCAGGAUGGAAUGAUACUUUUAUCACCAUCAUCCCAAAGGUUCUUAAUUCGGAGUCAUUUGGUCACUUUCUCCCUAUUAGCUGUUGCAACUUGAAAAAUAAAGUUAUUACGAAGAUAAUGACUACAAGACUUCAAGUUUGGCUUUCAUCCUAGAUUUCUGAACUGUAGUCAGCUUUUACAGGGGGGGGGGGAGACAGAUUCAGGUCAAUACUAUUAUUGUGCAUGAAGUCCUCAACCACUUCAAAAAACAUAAAAUAGGAAAGAGGAAAUAUAUGAUGCUGAAACUUUAUAUGUAGACAACAUAUGAUCUUGUCGAGUGGGAAUGCAUGAUCAACAUUCUCAAGGCCUACGGUUUUGACUCUACUUGGUGCGAUUGGGUUAGAACUUGCAUUUCUACUGUGAGUUUCAGGGUUCUCUUCAAUGGAAUGCCAUCUGAAGCAUUCUCUCCUUCGAGGGGAAUUCGACAGGAAGACCUUCUCUUCUCUCCCCCCUCAUGUUCAUUCUCACGACGAAUGCUCUCUCCUUUUUUUAUCGAGAAGUCAUGUUUUACCAACCUCAUUAAAGGCCUUAAGCUCAAUAGCAGGUGCCCUCACCUUAUCCACUGCCUUUUUGCUGAUGAUGCUGGCUUUUUUGGGGAGGCCUCACGAGAGGAAGCUUCUCAUUUGAUGGAGAUUGUUCAGGAUUAUUGAGCCCUCAUGGGCAGGAGAUUAAUAAAGCCAAGUCAUCAGUUUUCUUUAGCUUCAAUGUGCUCGAAGCCAAGAGACAUGCCAUCACAAGUUUGCUUGGGUUCGAGAACGAGAUUUGCCACUCCAAGUACCUUGGAGUCCCUACUUCCUGGGGCAGAUAAGAAAAGAAACCUUUAAGUUCCUGAUUGAUAAGAUGGAAUCCUAAGGAGAAAAUUGGAAAACCUUGCUUCUUUCACAGGAGGAAAAGAGGUUCUUCUCACAUCCAUCUUUCAAUCUAUCCCAUCCUACUUGAUGUGUAUUUUUCAUGUUCUCGCAAUCUACUACUAAUAAGAUGGAUAGCAUGCUCAAGAGGCUUUUCUAGUCAGGAUCAACAACGAAGGAAACCAUACACUAGAGAGCUGGGAAUGUCCUCUAUGCCCCCUAAAGAUGAAGGUGGCUUGGGUUUCAGGCCUUUUUAGUUUUUCAAUCUCGCUUUGCUUGCAAAGCAAGCAUGGAGGAUCAUUUCAUCUCCUAAUGCUUUAUGGGUUAAGCUUCUUAAGGGUCUCUACUUUUCUAAGGCUGAGUUCAGAGAAACCCGAAAUGGAUGUCGAGCUUCAUGGAUUUGGGUAAGUAUCUAUGAUGUAAGGAAGUGGAUGGGGUAUGAUCUAGUUAAGGUUGUUGGGAAUAGCAGGAAUACUAGAAUCUUCAAUGAGCCCGGGUUCCCAACCAGAAAUGAUGGGAGCAUUGUAAGCCUUGUCAAUGAUAUGAGGAGGGUUUGCGAUCUUGUCAAUUAGAGUAGUAAUGACUGAGAUUUUUUAGGAACACUCGGUGGAAGAUUAGCAGGCUAUUCGCAUGAUCCUGAUUGGUUCCCAGAAUAUGGAUGACUUCUGGGUGUAGUGCUUUACGGCAAAUGGGGAUUUCUCGAUUCAUUCUGCCUUUCAUGCUUUCCAUGAUUCUCAUCGGAGGGGAUUGGCGGAGAACUCUCAUGUGCCCCAGCCUAAUCAGGAGAAAUGAAAAUGGAUUUGGAGCCUUUCCUUACCACCCAAGGUUAAACUUUUCGUAUGGAAAGCAUCUCGGAGAGCUCUGGCAACCAAAUCGAAUCUCUUCUCCCAAGAAUGUCUUGUCUGGUCUCAUGAGGAGGAGUCCAUCCACCAUGUUCUCUGCGAAUGUGGUCAUGUAAAGGAGGCCUGACUUCACCUUGCUCUUGAGUUUUCCCUUCCUCCCACUUCGUGUUCAGUUGUUGACUGGCUUUUGGCUGUAGGGAAGGCCUGUGUUCAUCAUUUUGCGCAUAAGCUGGCUUACCAUCUUUGGAAUACUUGGAAGUAGGGGUGGGUGUUCGGUCAGUUCGGUUUGAACUGAACCAAACCAGGACAUGCCGAUUUUCCGAAGUGACCAGCACCCCAACCGAAUUAUAGCUCGGGUUGGUUUUAAUGCCCAGAACCAAAAUGUUCAGCUGCUGCCCAUUUUUACCUGCUGUCUUCUUGUCUGUUUCGCUGGAACUGGAAAUUUAGCAUGGGGCUGGCUAAUCACUGUUGCAAUUUUUUUAUACUUUUCCACCUGCCAUUUCACAUGUCUAUCAAAUACAAUGAAUUAAAAUGGGAACUUGUACAUCGGCGAAAGAUUCAGUGGCGCCCGGAGGAGACUCGGCGGCCGGCGGGUGCUUGCCUGGGUCUGGGUCACUGGGUGGGAUUGCGGGAGGCGGAGAGGCAGAGACUGGUGCCUGGUGGCGAGCAGCGAGGGUGAGGUUCGAGUCGAGAGGAAGACGAAGUAGCCUCUCUCAGGUCGGGCCGUCGACAUCGCCGUGCUCGGGCAUUGGAGGUGGAAAUCUAAUCGGCAUUCGGUGCAAGUGCGUCGGAUAGUUCCCCUUCCCUUUCCCUUUGCCGCGAUUCUUCCUUUCCUUCCUCAGUUCCCCUUCCCUUUCCCUUUGCCGCGAUUUCGUCAAUUGGAUAGGCCGCUAGGCGGCAGGCGCUAGGGUUAGGUCGCAGACGACUGUGGGUCGAGUUGUUGAAGUCUGAAGAGGCCACCAGCCCACCAGACGCAGCAGAUGGCAGCAAGCAGGGAGCAGGCCCAGUCGCCCAGGCCAUGAUGGGAAGCCCAAUCCAAUUUGUUGGACUGGCGCGGAGUGGGCUGAAAAAAGAAGGCUGGGCCGCGAGUAUUGGGCUGGGAUUCAUGCAGUGGGUUUAUAUUUUCGGAAUUUCGGGUCGGUUCAAACGAACCUGAUUUCCGAAAUUUCCCCUAUUUACAUCCGAAUUUCGAACCUAAUUACAAGUAUUUAGGUUUCGAUCGGUUUUUAUUCGAUUCGGUUUGGUAAAACCGAACCUAAUGCCCAUCCCUACUUGGAAGGCUCGAAAUGAAAAGGUCUUCAGGAAUCUCACCCCCUAGCCCCUCGAACUUGCUCUACUUUUGUGCAAGAUUUUCAACUCUGGAAAACUUGCCCGAAGAAGAACAAGGAGGGAAACCCUGUCUCAAGCUAGCCUAUCCCAGCCCCAUCUCAUUCUGCACCACCGCCAAGUAAUCUCAACUUUGAGAUUCACUGUGAUGGAUCGUUUUUCAUUACUAACACCCAUGGUGAAGUGUGUGAUUGGAUGGCUGACCCCCUACUCUGCAACUCAGCUUUGGAAGCGGAAGCGAGGGGCAUUACAUGAAGGAUGCUUGCUUGCAAUGGACCUCCAUAGUCCAUGCAUGAUCCGUAAUGACUAUAAAGUUUUGGUGGACUUUGUUCGAGGUCCAAGGAAGAAUUGGCCUUGGGUGAUUAUGGUGAGGCUUGAUAGUAUCACCCCUCUGCUUCGGCAAGCACCAUUGGUUGGUCUCUCCUUUGUGCGUCGUGCAUGCAAUGUCUGAGGCAACUGGGUUGCUCGUUCAUGUGCAAAACAGCAUCUUCCUGAGGGUUGGAUCACCAUCCUUAGGCCUCGUUUGGAACCUCCGAUUCCAGACGUUGUAUUCUCAGUAUACAUGUAUUCUAUAGAAUACAACAUUUUUUGACUUGAUGUAAUAACAAAAUGCAUGUAUUCAUAGUCCAUGUUGUAUUCCUAAUACAUAGAAAAUGAUGUAUAGUGAAUCUUACCUUUUUGGUGAGAUUUUAGUAUCCAUAAUUCAUUUAAACUAUAAUCCAUGCAUUCUUUUAUGGUUUCCAAACAAUGAAUUUUCAAACCCACAUUUUCUUAGCAUGCACAUAAUGUUUAAUACACAUUCUGGUAAUACAUCAUUUCCAAAAUCAAAGGUUUCCCUUAAUGUAAUCUCCCUACACUUUGUAAUCGUGUUUGAGUUUUUGGUAUGUACCCUUUGUUUGGGAAGAGGUGCAAGAGGAGGGGUGUAUUUUAUGGGGGGUAAAUGACAUUACCGAGAUAAUUGCACCUGUUUGGUUAAAAUUGAAUAGUGGCAGGGGUGGAGAAAGUAGUGGCAAAUUUACUAUUCCACUUCUCUCCAAAUCCAGGUGCAAAGGAGGAGAUGAGUGAGGUUUGAUUAUCAUAUUAGAAGGAAGGGUGAGCUUUUUGGUUGCGAGGGAGAGAAUGGUGGGCCAUAGAGAGUGAGCACGUUGGAAAUGGGUGGGUUUUGAGUUUAUUUUAUUUGUUGUAUAUAUAUAUUUUAAUUAUGAUAAUUAUUAUAUUCAUAUUUAUGUUUUACCAACACAAUUUGCACCCACUUACUUUAUCUACCAAACAACAAUUUGCACCUCAAUUUACACUCACUUAUAAUUUGCUCCCUCCUAUAAUUUACACCUCAACUUGCACCCUGGAAAAUGCACCCCCGAUUGCCAAACAUAGUGUAGAGUCUUUUGAAAAAAAAAAAAAACUAACUGACUAACGGACCCGUCAAGUCAACUGUCCGUUUAACGUCUAGAGAAUAACGCCAUUUGCUACAGAAGGAGGGAAAAUGAAAAUAAAUGGAUUGUUCAAAGUUCAAACACAAGCAAUUACGCACAGUUUCCCCCCGAUUUCAUUUUAUUGCCGCGAGAGAGACAGCCAGGCAAACGCCCACUAUUCUCUUCGUCUCUGCCUUUCCAUCUCCCUCCUCCCUCCGAUCCCCUCUUUCUUCCAGAUUUGUCUCCUCCGUCGUCAUCGUGGCCGCUUGCCCGGUGGUGGCUCGAUUCGUCGUCGCGGCUCUCUCAAUCCUGACCGGAAAUCAAUCGACCGGAACCCUAGGUUUCGGGACUGUUUGAGCCGAGCGGAGUGAUUGGUAGAUUAUCUUUGGAUGCUUUUUGCUCGGAAGAACUUUAUUUAGGUUCUCUUCAUAGAUAACUGCAGGCUGAUUUGGGUGCUUUCAGGGAGCUGCAGAUUUCCCGUUUGAUGAGGUGAUUUUGUAAUACUUUUUCGUGCGUUUGAAUCUGUUUUGAUCCUCUCUGCAGUUUUUGAUUUUGUUUAUUGCAUAAUAAGAAGCCAUUGAACUUAUUAGGUUGUGAGCUGAGUGGCGGACGGGUUGCGGUUAAGUGAUUCAGCGUUCUUUAAUGGCAAAAGUGGCGCCGCCUGCUUCUUUACCUCCCAAUUCUCUGCAAAUUGGCGGGGGUCCUUUAAAUGUUGGUCCGAUGGCCAAGAGGAAGACGCCGUCUGACCUCAGACGAGAGCAGUUGAGGAGGACAAGUAUAGAUGAGCUUAUGGGGGAAUCUAAGCUAUCUAUGCCUGGGAAAACGAACAACACUGGCGAGGCAGAGAAUGGGGUUAAGAAACCUGAUGUGUUCAGGAAUCCAAAGUAUAUUCAUACUCGCCUGGAUGAAGUGUAUCCCAUUAAAAAGUCGAGAUUGGGGAUCCUCCCUGUGAAAGAGAAAGUAAAGGAAGACAAAUCAACCGAGCAACUUGAAAGUCUGAAGAAUCUUCCCAUUCUUACCAAUUUGGCACCCGAGAAGCGAGAAACCUGCUCGGAGAAACUUGUAGCUCAUGUGGAUGUCUCAACAGAUUGUAGCACAAAAGCUCACAAAACAAUUGAAAAAUGUAGUCAAAAUAUAUUUCGUACAGUUGCUGAGCUUUCGACUUAUGGGAAACAAUCCUCAGGCCUUGCAGUUGUUGACAUGGAUAAGGCCUUGAAAGGAUUGGCUGCUUGUGAACCCGCAAGCCAUUCACGUUUAAAUACUGAUACCACUGGGAAAUCAGGCCAUUACUCUGACAAUUUCUGCUCAGAGUGCUGCAUACCUGGCAAGAAACCUCCACUCGAUUUUACUUUGAAAACAAAAAUGCGACUGUUGUGUGCUUGCUCAGUGAGUGGGUUUCACAGGUCAAUCUUGUCUAGCACAUACAGAACCACUCCACAGUUCAUUUUUCAACAGGGCUGUGCUGAAGAAAGCUGUGGCCCAUUACAAACCCUGAAUUCCCAAUUGUGUAACCCUAAAUCUCUGCAUUCUUGGGUUUAUCCACAAUCUACAUUACCACCUGCUGUCAUUUCAGUAUUGUCUUCAUCAGCUGCAGAGGGAGAUUUUCUAAGGAAACGGCAAGUGGCUUGGGCGGAUUCGUUUCGGAGUCUCUAUUACUUGCUUCGCAAGAACAUUUGCAGCAUUUUUUAUGUUUGUACUUCACACUUUGUGGUUAUGUUCACCAAUGGUGGAGGCUCGGGGUGCAGCGCCUACAUCUCGCAAUCAACUAUAAAUCUCCGGUCUUUGUUAAGAGAACAUGAUGUGUGCUUCUCUAUGCCACUUUGCCAUUCCAAAGUGGAGCAAGUUGCCACUGAACAUCUGGUUGAGCUAGCAGCAAUUCGGAGGGAAAACUUGGGCCAGGUUCGGAAUCCUAGUUCCUUGGACAAUGUUGAUAAUACCCCAGAAUCCUUACUGGCCUUCAAGGAAAAUAUACAUGUACAGGGACUCUAUGAUUUCCUCUUAAAUUACAGAUCCUCCCUGACUCUCUUGUCUGGAGUGGACGUUCCAGUACUGUAUUCACCUAUUCCAUUUCCAAACGCUGCCCUUUCUGCUCCAGAAAUAAGUUGUGUGGAUAUGAAGAGAGCUGACCAUGCUGAAGCUUCCCCUAAAGAUGGCUCAUCUGUCACUCUCAGCUCAAUUAUUGAAGUAAAGGGAACAUUUAUCCCGCCAUGGAUUGUUAGCCGCAUUUGUGCCCUGAUGAGCUGUGAGGCAACGAACUUCGAGGCAAGCUUUGCUACAGAACCCACUUCGAUCGGCUUGAAUGUUGCGAUUAAGAAUUUUGAUGAGAAAUCCAACUCUGUUGUGGAAACAGUACAAGAAAGUGGUAGCAGUGCUUUAGGCUUGUCCGAAGCAAUUGUUGCUCCUUGCUUGAGCUCAGGCUUUUAACAGGAUUGAAGUAUAGGGAUAAUUCUUACAUAGCCUCUCUCUCACCAGCAUGAGAGGUGUCCUUUUAAACACUACUGGUCUUCACCUUUUUGCCUGUUUAGAAUUGAAUCAACCCAUCUCCUUUCUUUUAGCCUUUGCAAUUUAUUUUCAUAUUUGCAGCUACUAGCUGCCAUAAACAUGGACAAAGCAAGAGGAAUUUGAAGUAAAACAGAGAACACAAUUGUUGUUUCCAGUUCUUUGGUUUUGGUCUCAUGAAGCUUAGGUAAGACACGGAUUGGUGCAAAUGCAAGUCAAUCUCUUUUGAUUUUCUGGCCUGGCUUUGCUCCAGGGUGUAAUUAUCUUUUUGUCUAAUCAAUAUAUGAUGAUCUU